UAUUAACAGCUGGGCGCUGCCCGCACCUCCGACUCGGGGCCGCGCGGCCGCAGAUCCCGCGGGUCAGCCCCGCACCGCAGCGCACGUCUGUCCGCUCGCCCGCCCGGGACCCGCUAUGGCGGCGGCCGUGGACGAAGCCGCGCUGCCCUCCUUCGCCUCCUUCGCCGGCUUCAUGCCCACGGGCGAGCGCCCGCACGAGGUCUACCACGCCCGGCUGGUGCCGCACAUGGAGAGCGGCGGCGGCGGCGGCAUCAAGCGCGAGGACGACGAUCUGGGCAAGUUCGUGGACUUGGACUUCAUCCUGGCGCACACGGCGGGCUCGGGGCCGGGGCCGUCGGGCGGCUGCGCCUACCCGCUGCCCGAGACGCCCGAGAGCUGCGGGCCCCCGCACGAGGCGGACGGCUACCCCGCGGCGCACAGCUACGUGGCCGAGCUGCUGACGCCGGACCUGGCCGGGCCGUGCCGGGAGUACGCGGAGCUGCGCGCUCCGCACCCGCACCCGCACGCCCACGCGCACCUCCACGCGCGGCCGCUGCCCGGGGCCGUGAAGCGGGAGCCGGGCUCGGCCCGCGCCUGCCUGCUGGCGCCGCCGCCCCACGCCUUCCCGCGCCCGCCGGACCGCGGCCCCGCCGAGCUGGCCGCCUUCGCGCCGGGCGCCCGCGCCUUCCCGCCGCCCUUCGCCGCGCCGGGGCCGCCCCACUUCCACGGACACUUCCGCGUGCUCCGCGACCCGCCCGCGCUGCACGGGCUGCUGGUCACGCCGCCCCACUCGCCGGGCCUCGACUUCCUGCCGCCCGCGCCCGGCCCCGGCCCCGGGCCCGGCCCCGGCGCCGCCGCGCUGCCCCCCGACGCCAAGCCCCGGCGCGGCCGCAGAGCCUGGGCGCGCAAGCGGACGGCGGCGCACAACUGCGAGUACCCGGGCUGCGGCAAGACCUACACCAAGAGCUCGCACCUCAAGGCGCACAUGCGCACGCACACGGGCGAGAAGCCGUACCACUGCACCUGGGACGGCUGCGGCUGGAAGUUCGCGCGCUCGGACGAGCUGACCCGGCACUACCGCAAGCACACGGGGCAUCGCCCCUUCCAGUGCCACCUGUGCGAGCGUGCCUUCUCGCGCUCUGACCACCUGGCGCUGCACAUGAAGCGCCACAUGUAGCCCCGGCAGGGCAGGCGGCCUGGCCCAGCUGGAGCCACUGUACAUAGCAGGCAGGGCGGUUUCUAGCGGGGUAGGAAGCUUCAGGUUUGGCCCGGGGUCUUUUUCUCUCUGUAAAGUCUGGGGGGGGGGGCUGUGGGGGUGGGGGCAGCUAGGGCAGGCCAGGCAGCUCAGGACCUUCCAGACCCCUCUCAGAGGAGUGACGGGUGGGUGGGCUGGUUAAAGCCCAGCCACAUGUGGCCCAUCCUGGGGGGGAGCUGGGCCCUGGGGGAGGCGUGCUCCCACCCUUUGGGCUGUGGAGGGAAGCACUGGGGGUCUGGGGUGAGCACAGCACAAAGCCUUGGCAGCUGUGUGAGCAGUGCUGGGGGCUUCCCACCCCCCACCUUGCAGCCUCUGCACCCUCCUGGUGCUGCAGGAUGGAGGGUGUUGGCUCUCUGCACCUCUGCCAAUUCCCAGGGGCCCAUCCUGCCUUGUUAUAUGGUGCAAAGGGGUGCAUCUCCCCCCGCAAAGCCCCCCUUGUAACGUUUGUCUGGGGCCAUCAGGCCCUUGCAUGGUUUAUGUCCCAUGUCCCCCUCUUCCAGCCAGGGCACCGGGUGCUGCUGCAGCUCCUCUCCCCCGCGGGCCUUGUGUACAGGAUACGUGGCUCUGGCGGGGGGUGUCCUUGCCCCUGGGAGCUGCUGGGCCUGGGCUCGACUUGAAACUUCUCUCUUAAAAACUACAAGAAAAAAGGUGUUUUAUGGGCAGCUGCUUCUGCAAGAUGUACAUUUUGUUUGUUUGUUUCUUUUUUUAAAGAAAAAAAGCCAUAAUAUAUUAUUUCCUCUUG
Molecule: messenger RNA, 1976 nt
Organism: Alligator mississippiensis (American alligator)
Lineage: Eukaryota; Metazoa; Chordata; Crocodylia; Alligatoridae
Product: Krueppel-like factor 2
Exons: 3
Coding region: 116-1156 (346 amino acids)
Biological process (GO): regulation of transcription by RNA polymerase II
Molecular function (GO): RNA polymerase II cis-regulatory region sequence-specific DNA binding; DNA-binding transcription factor activity, RNA polymerase II-specific
Source: RefSeq, a predicted model, not a curated record